Messenger RNA from Manis pentadactyla (Chinese pangolin), 1492 nucleotides. RefSeq names its product EF-hand calcium binding domain 2 (gene EFCAB2). The record is from RefSeq and is a predicted model, not a curated record. Bases 765 to 1475 code for a protein of 236 amino acids. Gene Ontology annotation, molecular function: calcium ion binding. The transcript is spliced from 7 exons. NCBI's taxonomy places the organism in Eukaryota, Metazoa, Chordata, Mammalia, Pholidota, Manidae.
UUUAAUAAAGAAUAAUAGUUUGCUUUAGGGUUUCCUGAUUUCAGAACCAGAAUAAAAGGAGGAUAGAAGCUGUAAGAAAAUCAUUAAGUACUAAUGCAUUUUAAAGGCCUCUUAAAAUUUAGUUGUUUAUAGCUUUUACGUAACACCAAAUCAUUCCCAUUAGUCCACAUACACUUAAAAAUCACCUGAGAUUAGUUUUAAAACUGUAUGUUCGCUUGAACCCCAACUAGGCAUUAUUCAAAAAUAAUUUAAAAGGCAUUCUAGUGUACUGCACUUAUUCUUAGAAUGAGACAAAAAUAACAUCCUGCUACUGCUUCAAAGUUUCGGAAAAGCGGGAUUUCAAACUUUCCGCUAGCAACCCUGACUGUAGGUCAAGUCAAAUCCCCAGCCGAGCACCCCGUAGCGUUCCGGUAACAGGGAGCACACAGGCCUCUUCUGUUGCUAGGAGAACCUUCUAUUUUUGGGGCAGAAAGCGCAACCCUGACGGCGCAGCGCGUGCGCCCACCGAGCAAUGCGCCGCGGGCCCAUGUCCUCUCGGACGGGUCUAAUGGCUGCGGGGUCCUCCCGCGCUCCGGUCUUCAGGGUUAGCCCGCCGGCCGGAAGGCGGGGCUCAGGGGUGGCGGGUCGCCUCCCUCAUCCCCGAGACCGAGUGCUUCCGCCGCCCCUGCUCCCCAGCUGCGUUUUAAAACUUGCAGUAAAAAAUGUCGAGCAACGCCACGUCGCACAAACGAGAGUUGGGGGGCCAGUGUGUGUGAUGUCCCCAAAUGGUUCAGAAACUCGAGAGUCGGGGGUCGUCGGCACCUCACCCGCUCAUCACCAGUCUAGGCCGGAGAGACUCGGCCCGGGGGGAGGUCGCAGGAAGCGGCGGGGGCGCGCGGGGCCUCCUCUCCCCCGCCCAACGCGCCGCGGGGGCUGGAGGCGGCAAGGACGCGGCGACCGGGCUAAGACGGGCUCUCCUAGGAGACCGGCCCCGCAACAAGAUGGCGGACGAUAAAGAAAGGGAAGGCGCAGAGUUAGCAGUAGCAGAAUUUCACAAAAAAAUCAAAGAAGCUUUUGAAGUGUUUGACCAUGAGUCGAAUAAUACAGUGGAUGUGAGAGAGAUUGGAACAAUUAUCAGGUCACUAGGAUGCUGCCCUACUGAAGGAGAGCUACAUGAUCUGAUUGCAGAGAUAGAGGAAGAAGAACCCACUGGAUACAUUCGAUAUGAGAAGUUUCUUCCAGUGAUGACUAAGAUACUACAGGAAAGAAGAUACAGACCAAUUCCAGAAGAUAUCCUCCUUCAAGCUUUUGAGGUAUUAGAUCAGUCUAAGUGUGGGUUUCUUUCUAAGGAAGAACUGAUCAAGUAUAUGACAGAAGAAGGUGAACCUUUUUCUCAGGAGGAAAUGGAAGAAAUGUUGUCUGCUGCAAUUGAUCCAGAAUCGAAUUCAGUUCAUUACAAGGACUAUAUAACAAUGAUGGUGAUAGAUGAUAAUUAAAUGCUCCAAAGACUUAA